This is a messenger RNA of Drosophila hydei, 740 nucleotides long. It is a transcript of the gene Npc2b, whose product is annotated as ecdysteroid-regulated 16 kDa protein. Gene Ontology annotation, biological process: intracellular cholesterol transport. The transcript has 3 exons. Lineage: Eukaryota; Metazoa; Arthropoda; Insecta; Diptera; Drosophilidae. Gene Ontology annotation, molecular function: sterol binding. The coding region runs from base 138 to 617 and encodes 159 amino acids. The record is from RefSeq and is a predicted model, not a curated record.
CGCGACACACGCUCAGUUGUCGUUCAGCAGUCGCGCUGACAGCUUGAAAUAGAGUGUCCAAAACUAAUUAGCUCGAAAGCCAAAUAAACUAAAUCUAAUUCAUUAAAUAAUUUUAUCUCUCUUCCCGCUGCUUCAAAAUGAGGGUUAAUUCAGCAUUGAUUCUGUUAGGCGCCGCAGUGCUUGGCCUAGCAGCUGCCACCGAUGUCAAGCCAUGCCCGAAAUCCAAAGCGCGUGCUCUGGGCCCCGAUGAGGUAACCAUAUCGAACUGCCCCAAGAACAAGUGCAUAUUGAAGCGCAACUCAGAGGCCAGCAUCACGAUGAAGAUCAAGCCGGAUCGUGACUUUGCCGAGCUCACCUCCGACAUACAGGGCAUCAUAUUGGAUGUGCCGCUGCCGUUCCCCGGCUACUAUGGCACCAGCGCCUGUCCGCACAUCUACGAUGCUGCUGGCGAGAACAAGGUCGGCUGUCCGCUGAAGGCCGGCGAGACGUAUACGUACAAGAACAGCUUUAAGAUACUGCCCGUCUAUCCGACGGUCAGUCUGGAAAUCCAUUGGGGACUGGGCGACAAAGAGGGCGACGCCGCCUGCUUCCAGAUACCCGCCAAAAUCAAGGCCUAGACGGCAAUCAGAAUGCUUUGCAUUGUAGCUCAUAAGUUUUAUUUGUUACUAUUAAAACAUUUUGUAUGUAUAGAUUAUAGUUACUUUCGGUUAAGUACAAUUUAAUUUGAUUAUGAAUUUCAA